Molecule: messenger RNA, 2244 nt
Organism: Gamsiella multidivaricata
Lineage: Eukaryota; Fungi; Mortierellomycota; Mortierellomycetes; Mortierellales; Mortierellaceae
Exons: 12
Coding region: 223-2136 (637 amino acids)
Source: RefSeq, a predicted model, not a curated record
GCACUGUCAUAUCGCCGAAAGAUAUUUAUCACUGACUGGCUAUCCGACCUCUUGGACUCCUCCAACCAUGCGGAGGCGCCCACCGCCGUUAUCCUAGGGCUAUCAAAUGUACGCAAUCGCUUUCGACAUAUGUCUAAUUGGUUGUGGCACUCCAGGAUCUAACCUUGACCUUCCUAGGUCUUUGUUCAACUCAAUCUGACUCGAGAGGAGACAGAGGAGUGGAUGCCGUUGCUUGUCAAUCUCUGCAAGCUGACAAACUCAUGUCUGAAAGCCAUCCGUAAACUGCCCGACCCUGCCUUGGCCUCUUUUCUCGAACACAAGGCUUGCAUGGUUCUCGCCUCCGUAAUCCUCGGCUCAGGGACGCGCGUACUUCUACAUGUAGAUAGAAGUCCUAAACGAGAGCGAUCACAGGGAUACGUUGCAUGGAACAAAAAAGUGCUAGAUCUCACGAAGAACUUUCAGGAGUUCAUCGGGGAACAAGUUCAACAGAAUCCGAACCUCAAAGCACAUGCGGGCGACGUGACUAUUGGGCUCUGUAAUAUACUUCCUAGUUACGCGGAGAAAGCAGGGUCAGAUUAUGCCUAUUUGAACAUGGCAUUUAGAUUUAUUGUCAUGCUCGUACCCAACUGUGAGGAGAACAGGGCCCGGCGCUUAGAUACGCAGAGCAUCAUUCGAUUAUUGCUCGAUGGUAUCCUCGGCGCAUUUGGAGAUAUCCUCAGGACUUAUGAACAAAGUUCUCAAGUGGCGGAGACUUACUUCGCAAGGCGCUCGACCUUGGCCAAGUUUUAUAUCGCUCAUCUCCGUGCGCUCGUCGACCCUCUAUUCAAGGGCAUAUAUGGUUCAAGAGAAGAUGCUGCGACUUGUCGGGAGCUAAUCAGGUUUUUUCUCUUUUUCACGAGGAGCCGCUUCAUUUCGAGCGAGUCGAUAAGGAGGAACCAUCCCGAGAUUCAGUCAGAGAUAGUGAAAUUCGUCGGCCAUGUCGAAGAAAUUGUCGUUUCUGCGAUGAUUGAAUCCAAGAAGGUCACGGAUGAUGAAAAACGGGCACUUAUCCACGAGUUUGCAAUGGCAACAGGACCUCGCGCUGCUUUCGACUGUGCUGAACCACUGUCUGAUUAUGAAUGGGAUGUGGGUCGGUUAAAGUUUUUGCUCAAGACGAUAUCGAUGUUCGACGAGAUGACCGCUUCGCUUCAGCUGCAGCUGUAUCCUCCGCAUGAAGGCAUUACCAGCGCCUCUCUGCUUAACCGAAUCGUGGACUGCGUGAACACUGUCCACUUGAGCGACUUUGUACCGGGAGGCACAGAUGGUGCUGUACAGGAAAAUAGCGAUCUUUACUUUCGAAUCCUUUCUGAGCUGUGCACCUUCGCGUUCCUCAUUCAACCAAAGCAGUUUGCGCGAUUGCAAGUUGAUAUGGUCGGACUCCUCUUAGGCCGGUCGGAAUUGUGGUCUUUGGUCGCCUCAGAUUGGUGGAUCUGUAUCGCCCAGAAACUCGGUCAGGCAUUUACCCUCAAUCAAAUCCUAGUGCUUUUGGAUCUGCUUGCGUCCUUGCCAGUAGGGAGAACCUGUCAGAAGAUUGGAGACCUCAUCGGUUCCCUGAUCCCGCUUCUCAAUGACCAAGCUCAGCUGAGUGUAACGCAAGCCUUAAUGGCCUUACUUGAUCAAAAGCCGCACCAAAGCGUACAUACAGUUCUGUCCUGUUUCCCAUACUCAAGUCUUGGCCAAACGAAUAUGGAUCUACUAGUCAGCAAGUGCACAGAUGGAUGGAGGAACGCCUGUGAUUUUUUGAGCAACGAGCGUUUAGUGCUCGACGCGUUCUAUACAAUGCAUCAAUACGUCGCAUGCUUGGCCUCGAUAUUCAGCAAGAAGGAACAGCAUCGGACUCUGUCGGAUGAGACAAGGCUCGAUCUCGUUGGUUGGGGUGCAGAGAUCAUUGGAGGUGUCCAUGAACUUCUGGUACUCGUACAUGGUGAUAGAAAGGCCCUGUUCAAGGUACGCGUAUCCACCAAAUGCGUGGUCUUUUUUCGACAUCGCGGACCAAACGUUCUGAAAGCUACUUUUUUAUGCUCUAGAUAUCUCGGACGAUUGAAGACAUCAUCGCGUUCCUUCAGUCCAUGCAACCACUCCAGAGUGCUGAGAUGAUCCAAGUCCUCAGUACUAUUAUCUCGUGGGAAAAUUUACCCGUUGAGUCGCGACCUUUGUCGAGAGUAUCGAUUGCCAGGUUCUUGGAAUCAUGUGCUUGCGUAGACA